Molecule: messenger RNA, 1987 nt
Organism: Botrytis porri
Lineage: Eukaryota; Fungi; Ascomycota; Leotiomycetes; Helotiales; Sclerotiniaceae
Exons: 4
Coding region: 1-1572 (523 amino acids)
Source: RefSeq, a predicted model, not a curated record
AUGCGCUGGUGUUCGAUAUAUGUUUUGCCGAUAGCUGCUUCAGCAGCUGCCGUCGCAAAUGCAGCCAAGACCACGGUCACUUCUAUGCCAUCUGUUACUUUGGAUUAUUCGAUCAUUGUUGCCACCGCGGGUAGUGAAUCGAUUGGAUAUUACAAGUACCAAAACAUUCGUUAUGCUGCUGUUCCUACUGGAGAUCUUCGUUUUGCAAAACCACAAUGGCCCCCAGUCGAGACCAUCGUGAACGACGGUACUCUGGCUCCAGAAAAUGUUGACUGCGCAACUUACGAGGACUGUCUAUACCUUGAUGUCUGGGCACCUGCUAACAGUGCCAACAAGAGUCUGCCUGUUGUUGUAUGGUCCCAUGGAGGCAGAUUCAUCUUUGGAAGCAAGACAGCGGUCACUCCUGAAGCCCUCUUCGCCUUGAGCAAGGAUUUCAUCUUCGUUGCUUAUAACUACAGGCUUGGAAUGUCAGGUCUAGCUACUGGCCCGACCCUUAACCACGAAGGCGGAACCUCGAAUGCUUUAGUCUGGGAUUCUGCGCAUGCUUUCGAAUGGGUCAAAAAAUAUAUCAGUCACUGGGGUGGUAACCCUGAAGAAGUAGUGGCCGUUGGUUUUUCAGCCGGUGCUUCACAGGAUCUCUUUCAAAUUACAAAAUUUGCUGGUCGUGCUGAACAGGCUUUUGCUCGUGCAUACCUUAUGUCACCAGGCUACGUACCUGGAGCUGGUUAUCAGAACUCUGAGGCCUUCUACCAAAAUGUAUCCAGCUCUGUUGGGUGCUCGGGUGGUGGCUUGGAAUGUAUGCGUUCUGUCAACUUCACAACCCUUCAAACAGCUGCUACGAACAUGGUAUCCAACUACACAUAUCAAUUCCAACCUCGUGUAGAUGGGGGUUUUAUUGCUGAUACAUACGAAUCUCAGCUCUAUCAAAAACGCUUCAACUUCACUGGUCCUCUGGUGAUAACUCACGAGCUCCACGAAGUCAACAACAAAUUACCUGCAGGUGUAAAUACUAGUUCGGAUAUCGCUCCCCAUCUCCGACUAUACUUUCCUUCUAUUACAGAUGGUAUCAUCAAUGAAAUCCAGGAUCUUUACCCCUCAGCCGAUUACACAAGUGAAGGACUUCGCUUCGCAGAUAUAAACCAAGACUUCGAAUUCGUGGCUCACAACUACGCUCUAACUGAAGCACUUAAUAACCAAACCUGGAAUGCCAUGGUGGCGCUUGGUGUAGCUACUCACGGUAUGGAUCAAAAUUAUUAUUGGUACAGCAACUUCACUCUUGUUGAAACAAAUACCACUACCACUACAGCUACAACUGCAGCGGGUGCCGGUAUUGUUACCACCACAGACAUAGAUUUCAAUACUGCACUUAAGAUGCAGAAAUAUUUGGUGUCGUUCAUCUUGACUGGAGACCCAAACAAGAUGUGGCCGGAGGAUAAACUAUAUUGGCCAUUGCAUGGAGGAAACACAUCUUCGCCUGGCCAGGAGUUGGUAUUCAAUGAUACGAUGUAUAUUCAAGAUGAUAUUUUGGCCAACGAAAAGAGUGUGUUCUGGAAUAAGGCACUUUGGUAUUGAAAAACUCAAAGAAGUAAAAUAUUGGUUUCGGAAGAAUGAAGAAUAGAUUCAACUAUUUAAGUACAAGUAUUUGAUACCGGUAUCAAGUCUCGCUAAUAAUAACGAAUAUGGAGUGGAGGAUCCGAGAACAAAAAUUGAAUGGAAAAAACGGGUGGACUCUUUUGCCCAAGUUUGAUUCUGGAUAUCGAUCUUUGUAGUCUGAACCAAGACUGAAAUUCAGUUGAUACUAAAUAUCAAAACAUCUGAAUGUCCCAUAAGUCGUACGUCAAGCAAUACAAUGCCAAACACGACACUAGAUGGAAGUGGGGAUGAAUGGUGGUAAAAGCUAAAGAUGCGGGGUACCUACCCCAAAACAAUCAUCGAACAACCCAAUCCCUAUCCCAAUUCCAUAUCCGCAUAUUCGCAUAUCCAGAAU